Messenger RNA from Didymodactylos carnosus, 309 nucleotides. NCBI's taxonomy places the organism in Eukaryota, Metazoa, Rotifera, Eurotatoria, Philodinida, Philodinidae. The record is from the annotation of a GenBank genome assembly.
AUGUCUAAUGAAAAUCUUCGCUCCGCUCCGGCGUGUACGAUCACGCCGAAAAAAGAUCCAGUUAAUACUAUGAAAGCUGUCGAAUGGUACGGAGCCAAAGACGUUCGUGUUGUCGAUCGUCCUCGGCCACUCAUCACCGAUCCAGCGGACAUUAUUCUCAAAGUUACUUCAACUGCAAUAUGUGGAUCGGAUUUGCAUAUAUAUCUUGGUUACGUUCCUGGCAUGGAGAAAGGCGAUGUUCUUGGUCAUGAAUUUAUGGGUAUCGUUGAAGAUGUUGGACCCGCAGUGAAACACCUUCGAAAGGGUCAA